Messenger RNA from Danio aesculapii, 8392 nucleotides. RefSeq names its product bromodomain adjacent to zinc finger domain, 2Ba (gene baz2ba). Lineage: Eukaryota; Metazoa; Chordata; Actinopteri; Cypriniformes; Danionidae. The record is from RefSeq and is a predicted model, not a curated record. Gene Ontology annotation, molecular function: protein binding; DNA binding.
AACACACACACACACAAACACACACGCAGUCACUCACUCACUCACACACACACACCGAGACUCAAUUACUGCCCAAUUCCCUUCUUCAUCAUCUCCUGCUACACCGGCCUCUUCCAAAAGCAAAUCGAAAAAGGAAAACAAAGAGAAACGUUACCUGAAGUGAUACUUCGAAGCCGGAAUUACGCGAAGUGUCAAAACUAAAGGUGGACAAGCAGUGAUGUCACAUAGCUGAGGACACUCCCACUCAAUAUGGAGUCUGGAGAACGGCUGGCCUCGCCUUCCGCCACCCCGGCCUCCGUCCACACCGCCACCUCAGUGUCGUCAUCUUCCUCUUCCUCCUCUUCCUCAUCCACAGCAGCCUCCAAUGCCAAGAGCAGCCUGAACCACGGAGCCACGGCCUCGCUCGGCACAUGUGGUCCUCUGUUUGGGUUGACUGGCAGUGACCAGCCCUUCAGUGUCAGUUCAGUGACCUCUGUGCCCAGCGCGUACCCGCUCAUGGCCCAUCCAGCCUUUGGUCUGCUCUCACCGGCGACUGUCCGCCCAGAGUUUGGAGGUUUAGGAGGAUUAGGGGUUUCUGCUGCCCUCGCAGCUCAUCCUCAACUAGGAGCCUUCUCAGAAUGGUGGAGAGCAGCAGAAGCACAUGGGCGGAGUCCUCCAGCCUUCUUCCCGCCUUUCCUGGGUCUGCCACCAAUAUUUGCCCCUCCCCUUCACAACCACGAGGCCAAUCCGUACACACCCAGCAAGAGCAGCCAGGCCUCAAAAGGUGUGAACGGAGCGGUGAACGGUCGUUCGCUGUCUCCCUCUGUGGCGAAAGGAACGGUUUCGGCUUCUGCUUCCCCCUCCCCCGCGCUCCGGCCCCCUGAACACAGCCGGACACUCAACGCCAAAGCCCGCGACCGCAAGGCCAGUAACCAUAGCAACAGCACAGGGGAGCUUCAGGAGAAACCCUCGCAGAAAACUAAAGAGAAGAAAUCCCGUAAGAAGCAGGUGGAGGGUCCUGGCGUAAGUGAGAGUGAAUCUGGAUCAUCGCUGGAUACAGACAGCGAUGGAGUGAGCAGCAGUGAUAUCGAUGAUCUUGGAGAGGAAGAUGAUGAUGACGAAGAUGAAGAUGAGCAGAGUAAAGACAGCGAAGAGUCGGAUUCGGAAAAGGAGCGGCAAAGAAAAAAGAAAAUGAAAAUUGUGACAGCAAUUUCUGGCCUCAGUAAGAAGGAAAAGUCCAAGCUACUGGAGGCCCAGGACUUCCGUGGAGGCGCACCUUUAGAGGCCACACCUCCAUUGCACCUGCAUCGCUCUCCACCUCCACCAGCCCACUCUCAGUCCCCUCUGCUGUCUGUAUCGGGCAGCAGAGCCAGAGAAAGACCCCUCCACACCAGCGUCAUCCAGUCCACCGGCCUGGCUGCAGCCGCUAAACCAUUAGCGCUGAUCGCACAGUCGCGUCGAGAAGCUUCUCCGAAACAUUCUCCACAGCAUCUGACCUCAUCCUCUCCGAAAACCCUUUCCUCCAAGCCACUCCCUUCAUCGCCUCAGCCCCUCCCACUGUCGUUAUGCUCCUCCCCCAAACCGGUAUCAGUGCCCUCCCCACCAAAACCCCUCCCACUGUCCUCUUCGCCCAAACCGCCACCUCUCACCCCUUCCCUCAAGGCACAAGCGUCCUCCCGCAAGUCCCAGUCUCCAGCGCUGGACGCCCUGACCAGCAGGAAGCUUCUGGAAAGUUCUCUGGCUCAAGUCACGGCUGACUACAGGCUGAAACAGUCUUUUCUGCAGGACCAGCCCUUUCCUCUUCAACUGAAGAAACAGCAGAACCCAUUUAAGAGCAACAAGAGGUCAGCAGCGCUCACAUCCUCAUCUUCAUCCACCUCGUCCUCCUCUGUUCUCCCUCUAAAGCUCAGCUCGGAAGCGUCAGGCAGGACCAAACCCCCCGCAACCCAAAGCGUGUCCUCCAGUCUGCCUUUCUCUCAUGGCCUGCUGGGACUGAGUCAGCCCAACGGAGUCAUCCAGAGCACCCAGGAUGUCCCGCUGGCUCUCACUACCAAAACCCGCUCAGACGUGCCCGUCAACCUCAGCACUGGAGGCCGCAAGAGUCCCGCAUCCGCUUCUCCCACUCCCAACCGCAGCCGCGAGCCCCGGAAGAGCAAGACUCCCAAAGCUCUGGAGGCCUGGAAGGGUCUGUCCCAGAACCACCUGGUGCAGUCGCUGGUGGACCUGUUUCAGCACAGCGGAGCCGAGCAGGAGCUGCCCAGCAGUAAAGACUCGGACGAUUCUGCUGAGGAUGAAGACGAUGAGGAUGACGAUGUGGAGGAUGAAGAGGACGAUGACGAAGAGGAUUCAGAUGACAGUCUUUCAGAGUCAGACAGUAAUUCAGACAGUGAGAUGAACGGCUCUGAAGGCUCUAAAAAGAAGCGCAAGGACGCGAGCGCUGCGGAAAUGGACACGGAUGGAGAGAAGACUCCUCAGAAACUCAGCAAGAGCCUCCUCAAUUCCUCCACCAAUCACAGCCUGUCUGACUGCCUGCCGCUCAACCUCCAAGUCGUUAAGCCCUCCAGUGUGGCCACACCCACCAUCGUGAGCAGCUCCGGUGCCUUGACCUAUCACAGCUCUCCAUCCUCCUCAUACUCCGUUGGCACCUCUCCAGGCUCGGCGAAGAGAAAGCGAGUGAUGAAUGAAGAUGAUUUACGGAUUCCGCUGGAAAUGGGUUGGCAAAGAGAGACCAGAAUAAAAACGGUGGCCGGUCGGCUGCAGGGAGAUGUUGCGUAUUACUCCCCGUGCGGCAAGCGACUGCGACAGUACCCAGAUGUCGUAAAGUAUCUGUCCAGAUACGGAAUAACUGACAUCACGCGUGAUAAUUUUAGCUUCAGUGCAAAAAUAAGGGUUGGUGACUUCUAUGAAGCCAGAGAAGGACCCCAGGGUCUGCAGUGGACUCUUCUGAAUGAGGAAGAGGUCAUCCCUCAUAUAUUGGCCAUGGAGGGACGGCGGGGUCGUCCGCCCAACUCUGAUCGCCAGCAGAGGGGCAGCAGCGAGGGCUCGGGCAGUCGGCGCAGAAAGGGUCGCCCUCCGAAUCUAGGAGAGAGCGAAUUCCCAAGCCCCUCCGAAGCCAAACUACUGCGCAAACUCGAGGCUCAGGAAAUCGCCCGGCAGGCAGCUCAGAUGAAGCUCAUGAGGAAACUAGAGAAGCAGGCACUGGCGCGGGCGGCCAAAGAGGCACGCAAACAGCAAGCCAUCAUGGCCGCAGAGGAGGGAAAGCAAAAGGAGCAGCUGAAGAUUCUCAAACAGCAGGAAAAGAUAAAGCGUAUUCAGCAAAUCCGCAUGGAGAAGGAACUCCGCGCACAGCAGAUUCUCGAGGCAAAGCGGAAAAAGAGAGAGGAGGCUGCCAAUGCCAAAAUGUUGGAGGCGGAAAAGCGAAUAAAGGAGAAGGAGAUGAGACGCCAACAGGCUGUUAUUCUCAAGCACCAGGAGAUGGAGAGGCAUAGACUAGAUAUGGUAUGGGAGAGGGAGAGGAGGAGACAGCACGUUAUGCUAAUGAAAGCUGUGGAGGCACGGAAAAAAGCUGAGGAACGCGAACGCCUCAGGCAGGAGAAACGUGACGAGAAACGGCUCAACAAAGAGCGCAAAAUGGAGCUCCGGAGGCUGGAGCUGGAGAUGAUCCGUGAGAUGAAGAAACCAAAUGAAGACAUGUGUUUGACGGAUCAAAAGCCGCUUCCGGAGGUUCCUCGUAUCCCGGGUCUGGUUCUGCCUGGCAGUGUGUUUUCAGACUGCCUGAUGGUGGUGCAGUUCCUACGAAGCUUUGGGAAGGUGUUGGGCCUGGACAAUUCUGAGUUGCCCACUCUGGGGGUCCUGCAGGAGGGGCUGCUCAACCUGGGCAAUAGCAUGGGGCAGGUGCAGGACCUGCUGGUAAGACUGCUCUCGUCUGCGGUGUCUGACCCAGGACUGCCUCAAGGACACAGGGCCAAGUCUAUCUUGGGUGACCACCUGACCAAUGUGGGUCUGAAUCGGGACAAUGUGUCUGAGGUUCUGCAGCUCUACAUGGAGGCUCACUGCUCUCAGACUGAUCUGGCGGAUCUGACUCUGAGUUUGAGGACCAAAGCCUUCCAGGCCCACACGCCAGCUCAGAAAGCCUCUGUCCUGGCCUUCCUGGUCAAUGAGCUCUCCUGCAGUAAAAGCGUGGUCAGUGAGAUCGACAAAAGCCUGGAGCACAUGAACGUGCUGAGGAAGGACGAGUGUAUUGUGGAGGGCAAAUUGAAAAAAAUGAAAACAAUCUACGCUAAGCGGACAGGGAAACGGGAAUCAAUGACUGGAGGGGAGGAGCCUCACGCUGCCGGAGGCUCUGCCAUCGGUCACAAACGCAAGAGGAAGGCGGGGGAUAGUGAUGAUGACGAUGAUGAAGAUGAGGACAGCGAUGAUGAUGAGGACGAUGAGGAGGAGGAGGAAGAGACUAAAAAGGGAAGGAGGGUGGAGACGUGCGAUGAGGAUGAGGGAGACCCAGCCACUAGUAUUGAAGAGCUGGAGAAACAGAUUGAAAAGAUAACAAAGCAGCAAAACCUGAUCCGCCGGAAGCUGUUUGAGUCGUCUCACGCCCUGCGGUCUAUGUCAUAUGGACAGGACCGGUACCGCCGCAGAUACUGGAUCUUGCCACAGUGUGGAGGGGUUUACAUAGAGGCCUUAGAGAGUGGAGAAGGUCUGGAGGAGCUGGAGAAAGAGCGCGAGAGGUUGAGGAACUGUCCGGUUGUACAGGUCAAAGAGGAGCCCAAGGAGGAAGUCCUGCAGCAUCAUCAGCACGAGGAGAUACAAGGGACACUGAAAGAGGAGGUCAAACAGGAGGAGGAGAAGCCCAUGGAUCUGGAUCAGGAGCCAAAUAAAGAGGCACGCUCCUCCCCUCUAAAAGACAAAACAGAUGUUGUUGCCACACCCCCUCAACUACCAGAACUCCGCCUCUCACAGAGCCCUCAGUGUCAGGAGCUGCCUCACACACCACGCCAUGCCCACAACGGCUGCUCGGCAACAAUUGCCAUGGACAUGACAUCAGCAUCGUCUCCAGCUCACUCUCCAACUACCUCCAAGCUGACCGAGGCCAGCAGCCCAAACGCAGAGCACGCAAUCCCUCCACCUCUGCAGUUGGGUAUUCCUGCGCACCUCCUGCAGCCGCAGCUGGCGCAGACUCAGCUCCUCGCCAGCGACCAGCUCUACAAGGUUCUCAGCGAGCGCAGCGGACACUGGUUCAGCCUGCUGCCUCGUUCACCCUGCGACGACACUUCCCUUAUCCAGCCAUCCGCGCACCCGCAGUCCUCGCCCAACAGCAACGCCACAAACACACGGCCCAAAACUCCACCUCCACCAUCUACCUCUUCCCCGCACCAUCACCUGCUUCCUCUGUCUGCUUCUGCAAGCCAACUGAACCCCUCAGCUGCAGCCGGAAUCAGCAACCUCAGUGUGCAGGUGAAGCCAGGUGCAGCUCUGGUGGGUUUGCCUUUGUACAGCUGGUCUGGUGGGGUCAUCAGCCCCAAUCUCCCCCUGUGCAGCAGCCCCCUGCACAUAUACCCGUCAGUGGAGGGCAGCGCCAGCCCCCUUCUGGCACCCAGCGUUUCAACCAGCAAAAGUGGCUCUCCUGUUCCCACCGGGGAGAAGCUGGCAUCUGCUCCUUCUCCAGUGGCGCUGGACCUUCCCAGAAAUCAUGACCUGCCUGAACCCAUGGCCAUACCAGAGGACAUGCUGCUGGGCUGGUGGAAGGUGACAGACAUGGAGGAGCUGAAAGCGCUAGUGAACUCUCUCCACAGCAGAGGCAUCCGAGAGAGAGCCCUGCAGAAACAGCUGCAGAAGUCCAUGGAACUCAUCGUACAGACCUGCAACAAGAACCGAGAGGUGGCAGUUAUGGAGGUCUCAGAGCUCGACGAGGGCCAGGUUUCCGUGGAGACGCUGCAGGAGUGGUGCGUGGAGGAACAGGCCAUGGAGACUGACAUUGCUCUGCUGCAGCAGGUGGAGGAGCUGGAGCGCAAAGUCACGUCUGCCAGCCUGCAGGUCAAGGGCUGGACAUACCCAGAGCCGCAGUCUGAAAGAGAGGACCUUGUCUAUUUCGAGCACAAGCCCCUCCCCAAGCACCGCCCUGGGGCGGAGUCUCAGGAGGAGCGCAGCUCGGAGAAGGGUCUGAUCCGGCGCCCCAGCAACCCGCUGGACAUUGCUGUGAUGCGGCUGGCAGAGCUGGAGCGCCACAUCGAGAGAAGGUACCUGCGGAGCCCCUUAGGGACCACCAUCCAGAUCAAACUGGAUAAUGUGGGUACAGUCACUGUCCCCGCACCUGCUCCAUCCACUAGCGCUGGAGGGGAAGGGGGAGAGGAAGAGAUUGCUCCAGGAAUGAAGCUCUGGCGGAAGGCUUUGAGUGAGGUGCGCAGCUCCUCUCAGCUGGCCAUGUGUCUGCAGCAGCUGCAGAAGUCCAUCGCCUGGGAGAAGUCCAUCAUGAAAGUGUACUGUCAGAUAUGCCGAAAGGGUGAUAAUGAAGACCUGCUUCUGCUGUGUGACGGAUGUGAUAAGGGCUGUCACACCUAUUGCCACAAACCCAAGAUAACCACCAUUCCAGAGGGAGACUGGUACUGCCCCGACUGCAUUUCCAAGGCAAGUGGUCAGUCGCCAAAAUCAAAAUCGAAGACCCCGAAUCGUGCAGCACCAGCCAGCGGAGGGAAAAAGACAGCAGAAGCAGCAAAGAAAAGCAAGAAGCAGGCAGAAACGGGUGAAGAAGAGGAGGCCACCAGCAGCACCAACAGCACCCCAAAGAAAGCAACCGCCGCCUCCAGCCAGAACAAGAAGAACAGCGCCUCCACCCCAAACCAGACGGCCUCCAAACCGGACAGUCCCGCCUGCGUGAAGAGAGCCAAAACAGCCCGGGACAACAACCGCGACCUGGGCCUGUGCAGGAUUCUGUUGGCUGAACUGGAACGUCAUCAGGAUGCCUGGCCUUUCCUCAAUCCUGUAAACCUCAAGUCUGUCCCAGGGUACCGCAAAGUCAUUAAAAAACCCAUGGACUUCUCCACCAUCCGGGAGAAACUCGUCAGCAGCCAGUAUCAGAAUUUAGAAACGUUCAUCAUCGACGUCAACCUGGUGUUCGACAACUGCGAGAAGUUCAACGAGGACAAUUCGGACAUCGGGCGCGCAGGACACAACAUGAGGAAGUUCUUCGAGAAGAGGUGGACUGAGCUGCUCAAGCAGACUAACUGAGUCAUUUCAACACAUCAACACCCAAAGAGACACGAGACAGAGGGUGUCAUGUGCAAUAGCAUUUCCUUCAGUAAAAAAGAGAGAGAGAAAUCGCACUGAAAUUUCAACCGUCAGAGCUGUAAUGUACUAAGGAGAAACAGAAAAAUUACGAAAAAAAAAAACAUCCCUUUCCACUACUUGUAAAUAUCUUUUUAUUUUCGGUUUUGUAUUUUUACUUUAUGGUUAAUAUUAUAGUGAAUGUAUUUAAUUUUUUUAAAAUGAUUAUUUAUGACUUAAUAAAAAAGAAAGGUCCACUCUUCGUUUUCUAUGAAAAGGAAGAAACAGCAAAAACUGCUUUAAAUCUAAUGGAAUGUGUAUUUGUUUUUUUGUUUUGGUGUUUUUUUUUCCUCCUCUCCAAAUAUGAAAGCCAAGAAAAAAAAAAAAGAAACUGUUUACACUGUUCUGUGCCAUGUGGCAUCAGAGUAUUCAACCCUCUGAAAGUGAACUAACGGCAUCACUGUAUACACACACACACACAAACACAAACACACAUAAACAAGCAAACCGGAGGCACCCAUGUGUACAUACUGUCUAUUAAUGUCAAUAUAUUGAGUCUCGUUUGGAAUGAUGGUGUACAUAUUGUUUCAGACAUUGGAUAUCGUUUAUGCCUUAGGACGAUUGUAGCAAUUAAUUUUAGUCUUAAAGUGAUUAAUAAUAUACAUUUAUUGUUUGUACAGUAUAUACAUAUCCUCUACAAAACACUGUGGUCUCCUUAAUCUUAGUAGUGCCUGCCCUUCAGAACAGGGUGUAGGGAAGAGAAUUCGCUUUUCUUUCGUUUUUGUUUCUUUGUUCCCCCUUUUUUUUUGUAGCGUUCUUGUUUUUCUUCUAUAAAACACAUCACGGCCUCCACUGUACGAAACUGUCGGAGUGUUUCUUCAGUAUCCCUGGCUCAAAGAGUCUCCUGCGUUAUAUUGGUGGCCCACUGGAGGCAGCUAGAACAGAGUUUUUUUGUACCUGCGUCAGAGUACUUGAAGUUAUUUUAUUUAAAGAUAUCGUGGGAAACAAAUGGUAGCGUUCUUUUUGUAGGAGCAUUAUUUUUCACUAGUGUGUGUGUGCGUGCGUGUGUGUGUGUGUAUGUGAGAGUGCGAGCGUGUGUUUGUGCGAAUGUGUGGGUGUUUGGCACGGACUUAUUAAAAGGAUGUUUUUAAAUCCA